Dictyostelium purpureum is the source of this 1107-nucleotide messenger RNA. Its product is annotated as 60S ribosomal protein L4. Gene Ontology annotation, biological process: translation. Gene Ontology annotation, molecular function: structural constituent of ribosome; RNA binding. Gene Ontology annotation, cellular component: cytosolic large ribosomal subunit; ribosome. The record is from RefSeq and is a predicted model, not a curated record. The transcript has 2 exons. The coding region runs from base 1 to 1107 and encodes 368 amino acids. Lineage: Eukaryota; Evosea; Eumycetozoa; Dictyosteliales; Dictyosteliaceae.
AUGACAACCCGUCCAUUUGUUCAAGUAUUCGACGCUGAAAAUAAAGUUGUUGGUAAAGUUAGACUUCCAUCAGUCUUAACCACCCCAAUUAGACCAGAUUUAGUCAACUUUGUUCACACUCAAAUCAACAAAAACGACAGACAAGCUUAUGGUGCUGCUCCAUACGCUGGUGAACAAACCUCUGCUGAAUCAUGGGGUACUGGUCGUGCUGUUGCUCGUAUUCCACGUGUUCCAGGUUCUGGUACACACAGAUCAGGUCAAGGUGCCUUCGGUAAUAUGUGCCGUGGUGGUCGUAUGUAUGGUCCAAACAAGACCUGGAGACGUUGGAACAGAAAAGUUAACGUCAACCAAAAGAGAUACGCUGUUGUCUCAGCUUUAGCUGCCUCAGCCGUCCCAGCCCUCGUUAUGGCUCGUGGUCACAGAAUCUCAGGUAUCAACGAAGUUCCAUUAGUUAUUGCCAACGAAUCAAUCGAAACCGUCAACAAAACUAAAGCCGCCGUUGCUCUCCUCAAAAAAGUCAACGCUUACGCUGAUGUUGAAAAAGUCAUUGACUCAAAACACAUCCGUGCUGGUGCUGGUAAAUCAAGAAACAGACGUUACAAAGUCCGUAAAGGUCCAUUAGUCGUCACCACCGGUAAAUCAAAAUUAGCUUUAGCUUUCCGUAACAUCCCAGGUGUUGAAAUCGCUAACGUUCAAAGACUCAACCUCUUAAAAUUAGCCCCAGGUGGUCACUUAGGUCGUUUCAUCAUUUGGACCAAAUCUGCCUUCGAACAAUUAGACCAAGUCUUCGGUACCUUCGAAAAGAAAUCAACCCAAAAGAAAGGUUACACUUUACCACGUCCAGUUAUGGCCAACGCUGAUGUUGUCAGACUCGUCUCAUCUGAUGAAAUCCAAGCUGCCGUCAACGCCUCUAAAAUCGUUGUUAAAAGACCAACCACCACCGUUCGUAGAUCAAACCCACUCAAGAACGUUGCUGCUAUGGUUAAAUUAAACCCAGCUGCCGUCUCAACCCGUCGUACCCAAGUUGUCAGCAAAAAAUCAAAAUCAUUAAAAGUUAACAAGAAAAACCAAUUACGUUCAAAAUUAGUUGGUGCCACCCUUGCUUAA